CAACGACGCCAAACACCAUUUCUCAUUCCUCACCAUGCUGAAGGCCCAAAAGUCUGCUGCUGCCCUCUCGCGGCACGCCUCGCGUUCUUUUCGUCGUGGCCUUGCCACCGUUGCUGACCCUCCCGUGCGGCGGUAUGGUGGCCUCAAGGACCAGGACCGUAUCUUCACGAACGCAUACUGCAGACACGACCAUGGCCUCAAGGGUGCUCAGACUCGCGGUGACUGGCAUCGAACCAAGGACAUUCUCCUCAAGGGCGACUCGUGGAUUAUUCAGACCAUCAAGGACUCUGGUCUCCGUGGCCGUGGAGGUGCAGGUUUCCCCAGUGGCCUCAAGUGGUCUUUCAUGAACAAGCCGGGCUGGGAAAAGGACAAGCGCCCGCGGUACCUCGUCGUUAAUGCCGAUGAAGGAGAACCUGGAACCUGUAAGGAUAGAGAAAUCCUCCGUGGUGAUCCACACAAACUCGUCGAAGGCUGCCUCGUUGCUGGUCGUGCCAUGAACGCGACCGCCGCCUACAUCUAUAUGCGUGGAGAGUUCGUCCAGGAAGCCGCCCACCUUCAGCAGGCCAUCAACGAGGCCUACGCUGCCGGUCUCAUCGGAAAGAACGCCUGUGGCUCCGGCUACGGGUUUGACGUCUACCUCCAUCGUGGCGCUGGCGCGUACAUCUGCGGCGAGGAGACCGCGCUUAUCGAGUCCCUCGAGGGUAAGCAAGGCAAGCCCCGCCUAAAGCCCCCCUUCCCCGCCGACGUCGGUCUCUUCGGUUGCCCCACUACUGUCGCCAACGUUGAGACUGUCGCUGUCGCCCCUACCAUCUGCCGACGCGGUGCCCCGUGGUUCGCCGGUUUUGGUCGUGAGCGCAACCAGGGUACAAAGCUCUUCUGCAUCAGCGGUCACGUCAACAAUCCCUGCGUUGUCGAGGAGGAGAUGAGUAUUCCUCUGAAGGAGCUCAUCGAGAAGCACUGCGGUGGUGUACGUGGCGGCUGGGAUAACCUGCUCGGUAUCAUUCCUGGCGGAAGCUCUGUUCCUGUUCUCCCCAUCGACAAGUGCGGUGAGGUGCUCAUGGACUACGACUCGCUCAAGGACGCACAAUCUGGCCUCGGGACGGGUGCCGUCAUUGUCAUGGACAAGAGCACGGAUAUCGUUUCCGCUAUCGCCCGUUUCGCUUCGUUCUACAAGCACGAGUCGUGUGGUCAGUGCACUCCCUGUCGUGAGGGCACGACCUGGAUGAUGAACAUGAUGAACCGAUUCGUUGAGGGUCGGGGCCACCGGCGCGAGAUUGACAUGCUCCUUGAGAUCACGAAACAAAUUGAGGGCCGGACGAUCUGUGCUCUGGGCGAUGCCGCCGCAUGGCCAAUUCAGGGUCUCAUGCGGCACUUCCGCCCUGAGGUCGAGAAGCGCAUCGACGCAUUCCGCGCCGAGCACGGCGGUGUUAUGUUCGGUGGCCGCAUGCAGGGCAGCACCGACCCCACGCUUGCGCUCCCGGAUAACCUGGGCCCGAACCUCAUCGAGGCAGGCGACAAGCCACAGCCAACUGCAUAGAGACCAGAUGGGGCUUAACAUAAAGUUUAUUGGCUAUGGCUACGUACUAGAUACUGUGCUAUAUGUUCGUCUCUUAAUGCAACCUUCUUCGCUAUCAUCGCAGACGAAUAUACAGAUACC
Molecule: messenger RNA, 1657 nt
Organism: Coniophora puteana RWD-64-598 SS2
Lineage: Eukaryota; Fungi; Basidiomycota; Agaricomycetes; Boletales; Coniophoraceae
Product: NADH-ubiquinone oxidoreductase
Exons: 5
Coding region: 35-1537 (500 amino acids)
Molecular function (GO): FMN binding; NAD binding; 4 iron, 4 sulfur cluster binding
Source: RefSeq, a predicted model, not a curated record